Messenger RNA from Poeciliopsis prolifica (blackstripe livebearer), 5098 nucleotides. RefSeq names its product WT1 transcription factor a (gene wt1a). The transcript is spliced from 9 exons. Gene Ontology annotation, molecular function: DNA-binding transcription factor activity, RNA polymerase II-specific; RNA polymerase II cis-regulatory region sequence-specific DNA binding. The coding region runs from base 274 to 1611 and encodes 445 amino acids. Lineage: Eukaryota; Metazoa; Chordata; Actinopteri; Cyprinodontiformes; Poeciliidae. Gene Ontology annotation, biological process: regulation of transcription by RNA polymerase II. Gene Ontology annotation, cellular component: nucleus. The record is from RefSeq and is a predicted model, not a curated record.
UUCCUUCAUUCACAGAGAAGCCUCUGAGCCGAAGCCCUUCUUCUCCCUGGAUGGACCCUCAGAGCCAUUAAGCUGACAGCCCUGGAUGGGAACCGAAGAUCUGCAGUGCUGUGGGGGGGAAGCUGCCAUGAACUUUAGCCGGACUUGAGGAGCUUCCAGAGUGUGAAGGAAGGACUCAGAGCUCGGAGAGAAGGAUCCAGAAGGUGUCGCGUGAAAGGAGACAGGACUGAUUUAAAAAUUGCCUCCAGUUUUUUAGGCUUUCGGCCCUGGACCAUGAUGAGUUCAGACGUGCGUGACCUGAACUCCCUGCUGCCCUCGGUCCCGCCGGGUCCCAGUCCCGGCUGCACAGCGCUGCCAGUUAGCACGGCCCCUCAGUGGGCUCCCGUCCUGGACUUCCACACCGCCGCCUCCCCUUACCCCUCCCUUGCUGCUCCCCACUCCUCUCUGGGGCCCCACUCCUUUAUCAAACAGGAGCCCAGCUGGGGAGCCACAGGGGACCCCCACCACCACGACACAGACCCUCACUGCGGUCUCAGCGCCUUCACUGUGCAUUUCUCGGGUCAGUUCACGGGCACCGGGGCCUGCAGGUAUGGGGCAGCGUUUGGGGCGCCUCCUCCUGCUCCGGCGGCACCCAGCCAGCCUCCGCCUGUGGCGGCUCCCCACCACCACCAGCCCCCCAGCAGGAUGUUCAGCAACCCGUCGUACCUGAGCAGCUGCAUGGACACCCAGCCAGCGGCCCGAAACCAGACAGGUUACAGCACGGUGGCGUUCGACGGGGCCGGUAAUUACGGACACACUCCUACGCACCACAGCUCGCAGUUCUCCGGCCACUCCUUCAAGCACGAAGACGCCCUAAGCCAGCCGAACACAAUGGGUGAGCAGCAGUAUCCCGUACCGCCUCCCGUUUAUGGCUGUCACACACCGUCGGACAGCUGCACGAGCAGCCAGGCUCUGCUGCUGAGGAACCCCUACAACAGCGGUGACAAUUUAUAUCAAAUGACCUCUCAGUUGGAGUGUGUGGCAUGGAACCCUGUCAAUACACUGGCAUCCACCAUUAAGAGCCAUGCGCCGGGCUACGACAACGACCCCAGCACCCCGAUGGUGUACAGCUGCAGCACACAGUACCGCAUACACACACAUGGAGUCUUCAGGGGCAUUCAGGACAUGCGGCGGGUUCCCAGCAUCGCUCCAGCCAUUGUUCGAUCAGACACCAGUGAAAAGCGCCCGUUCAUGUGUACUUAUCCCGGAUGCAACAAGCGCUACUUCAAACUGUCGCAUCUGCAGAUGCACGACCGCAAACACACAGGGGAGAAACCCUACCGGUGUGACUUCACAGACUGCGGCCGCAGUUUUUCCCGCUCUGAUCAGCUGAAGAGACACCAGAGGAGGCACACAGGAGUUAGACCAUUCGAAUGCGAGACGUGUCAGAGAAAGUUCUCUCGGUCUGACCACCUUAAGACACACACACGGACUCAUACAGGUAAAACAAGUGAGAAGCCGUUUCACUGUCGGUGGCCGAACUGUCAGAAGAAGUUCGCCCGCAGCGAUGAGUUGGUGCGGCACCACAACAUGCACCAGAGGAACCUCAGCAAGCUCCAGCUUUCCAUCUGAGCCGCAGUUCUAAACAUGCGGCUUACUCCUGAUGCGAAAGUAAAAAUGCUGAGUGUCUGCAGAGUCAUGUUAAAGAGUUACAAUUUUAGAUUUCCAAAAAAACUGUCUUACAGUUUCAGAGUAUCAACAAAACUGUCUGCAGGCAAAAGUCCUGGCUUUUCCAUGUAUAUGUCAUGUAGAUAGGAGUACGGCGAGGUUUGAAAUUUUGUUUGGACUUACAGUACUGUGCAAAGUUCUUCAACCAUCCAGAAUUUCUUUAUACUCUUCCUGCAGCCUGUGGUAUUUGCUUGGACUCUUUUAAGGUUUUACAGAUUAUUAUUUCUCAAGGAUUUUCGAAGGUGUUUUUUAAGUUUUAUUCUGUUACUUUUGGUUGACUUUUCUAAAGGCAACUCAAGAUUUUUCCAUCCCCGAAGGUUUUUAAAAAAAAAAAAGAAAAGAAAAGAAAAAAAGGUGAGAAAUAACCACAAACACUGCUUGACUGGUUCUGUUGCUCGCUUAGCUCUUUUUGUUUCUGCUGCCGAAAACAUGAACUAUGUCACCAUAGAACCGGUUCUGCGUUAACAGCGAGUCUUUACUAGUCUAGAUGUAAUAACUGUGACAACUUUGUUUAAAAUGUUGGUUUAAAUGUUAAUCGAUGCACUGAUCUUGGGACAUAAGAAACUUGUUUGUUCUGUAUUUCCCGUCACAUAGUGACAGCAGGUCAAGCCAGAGCACAGAGUUGGGCUGCUAGUUUUAUUUAAAGCAGUGGUCUGCAACCAAAAGGUUCUGGAGCCAUUUCUGCCAUUUUCCAUUAUAGCUAAAAACCUCAAUGAUUAGUUGACCUAAUGUUAGUUACUAACAUAUUAUAUCUAUGGUCUUAAACAUAGAUAUAAUUAAAAAAUGCAGGUUUAAAGAGUUUUUCUAGUUUUUAUGGAAUAAUUUGACAGAAAGUACUAGUAAUAUUUGUAGAUGUUUUUUGUUAUUAGGUUGAAAACUGUUUUUUUUAACACAUAAAAUGUUUCAGAAAUGUCAAAGUCCUAUUGAAGAAAAUGUAUCCAUCACCUUUUUACAAAAGUUGUAAAAAGAUGAAAAAAGAUGUAAAUUAUGGGAAAAUUCCUAUAGUAGACGUUUAUCAAAAGCUAUAUAUGUUGUUCUUUCUGAAAAAUAUGAAAGGCCAAAAACUGGACUCAAAGCAAAAAUUCUUGUUUGGAUUAAAACGUUUGUAGAUCCCUGAUUUGAAGAAAAAAAGGUCUGUAACUUCUCAUUAGAACUAAUUUCACUAAAACUUGGUUUUAAAAAAAAACAUAAUUGUGGAAAUGGAGAGAUUAGCUCAUGUUGGUCGUAUCUGAUCAGAAAGUUGUUUUUUUUAAGUUAAGCUGGGCAUGCAGACAUCCGGAUGCAGGAAAACCGAUAUAAGUAAUGGGGUUUGUGUGGUUAAACUGUCUCCUAUCGCUGCAAUCCUCCACAAUAAUUCAGAAUACAACAGAGAGAGGAUCCAACAUUCACUGUGCUUCUAGUGCUAAACCAGGGCUGGUGCUAGAGCUGUUUCUGUCCUCGCUCCAGAAAAACAGAUGUCAGUAAGUCAGCUGAAACUGUCGGCUGGAAAAACAUCUAGAAGCAGGCUUUUUUUGUUUUCUUCGACAUUAUUAGUUUUUGUUUAUUUUUAUUUUUAUUUUGUUUUGCCUUUGGCACCAACUUCCAAAUUGAAGAAUUUGUAGUGUUAAAAUGAUCAUGAAUCCUCAGCAAACAAUGCGAGUGAACGCACAUUGUUUGCUUCAGCUGCUUCUGUGGGAAAAACCCUCUUCCUCAAAAGCAAUGGUCUUUUCACGCCGGCGUUAUUUUCCACUUUUGCAGUUUUACCUGUUUCGUACCUUUCAGAAUAGAUUCACACUCACCUUAGGGAAGUUAUUUUUACUGCUGAUUUUCAAUCAUUUUCUUUGAGCUGCUUCUAUUCUUCUUCCACGUUACUCCCAUACGGAUGUUUCUCAUUAAUGCUUUGGUUUUAUGGGGCGGUCAUCAUCCAUAGAGAGUAAGAUGAAAUCUUACCAAAAAUACCACACAAUUUAAUUAAAUUAUUCGUCCGAUUUGAGAAUUUUUUAUCAUUUCUAUGACUGAUAAUUUUUGCUAAAUAUUUACCUACAGAAUCUAUUGAACUGAAAUGCAUUGGUUAAAGAAAGUCUCUGAAGUUUUGUUCACAAGUGCAAAUUGGAUAAAUUUGGACAAAAAGGCAAAACAUAUUGAUAGAAAUAAUUGUUCCAAAGACUUCAUAUACACUUGUUUAUUAUUUUUCUGUGAAAAGAAAAGAUCUAAUGGCAGAAAGCACCAACCCUAAAGCUAGACUGUUUCUUCACCUCAAUGAAACUAGUUUGGUUUCAUCAUCAGCUUUGGUUCAAUUGGGGUGAUCCGAAAUCAUCUCGGAUCACUCCAAUUGUCCGAAUUCAUCAAAUUUAUCAGAAAUGGAUCCAAAAAUGUUAACAAACAUUCACAUCAUAUCAUAAAGGGUGUGUGUCCAAGCUCUUCGUUGCAUAGAAAUACAUUUUUCAUAUCUUUGUUUUGGGUUUUUUUUUCUCGACAGGAAACGUAAUACAAGUCUGUCCAUACAUACUUUAUCACAAAGAAAAUUGCUUUUUCAUAGCAUCAUUUUUUUGGGAAAGAUGUUUGAGAAUCUUGAGCCAUUUAGAAUAAACACAAUUCUUUGUGUUUAUUGGGCAAGAUCUUCAUAAAUAUUUUCACCGAGAUGCAAUGAAAAAUGGGAUAAUGUCUUUUGGAGAUGAGGUUGAAGCUUUAUUGUCCAUCUUCUUGGCACCUUUUGGUCGUUUCAGAUAUCUCUGAUGUGGAACUACUUUGUGAACAGUGGUGGUUUUUGAUAUGGGCAACAUGGGCAGUUGCCCAGGGCGUAAUUAGGAGGGAUGGGGGCACCAGAAACCACCGAUGUUUGGGAAGAUUUAUUAUUUAUUGUCUCAUUGUGGACAACGAUUGCUUUCACUGGAAUUAUUUGAAGGUGAAGAGGUCUCACUCUGUCUCUAUGUAAAAAAAAAAAAAAACAUCUUUGCUUUCAGGUUACUCAAGUUACAGUUAGCUUUUAAUUACAAGCAAUUACUUCUUAUCUAGUGUUUUGCAGAUGGAACAUGCAGAAAGAUGCCUCCGAGGUAUUUAUAAAGUGACCUUUUUCAUUUUAAGUAAUGUGAUUAUUUUUUUUCUGUGUCUGUGGUGUGUAAAUGUUACAGAACUUUGGCUGCGUGUUCAGGCUUUAAAAUAUGUCUGCUGGGUCGCACUGGCUCUGCGGCCGAGUCGUUACGGUCGAGAUGUAAAUAAUUCUUCUUCUCCAUGUUAACUGAGCUCUUCCAUGGAGAAAAACAUGUAACUUAAGUGAUUUCUUUUUCGUUAGUUGGAUCCAGGAACUGUUGUAAUGUUCUUCCUCUGAUCUGAGUUACACACAAAAAAAAGCAAAUAUUGUUGAAAUGUUUUGUAUCCAGAAGUGUGAGAUAAUAAACGAAUGCCAUCAGUA